Molecule: messenger RNA, 1393 nt
Organism: Ananas comosus (pineapple)
Lineage: Eukaryota; Viridiplantae; Streptophyta; Magnoliopsida; Poales; Bromeliaceae
Product: dolichyl-phosphate beta-glucosyltransferase
Exons: 11
Coding region: 69-1130 (353 amino acids)
Cellular component (GO): endoplasmic reticulum membrane
Source: RefSeq, a predicted model, not a curated record
AUCCGUAGACCAAGUAUAAGUUGGGCUCAUCGGCGCGGAGCGGGGCGGCGACGACGACGACGACGACGAUGGCCUCGCCCGCGACUCACCACCACCACCACCACCUCCUCCCCUUCUCCCUCUCCCUCUCCCUCCUCCUCUUCUCUCUCGUUGUGGUCAUGGUGCUCGGCGUUUCCGCUUUCCUGCUCGAGUACGUGAGGAAGAUCGGAUGCAAGCACUCGUUGGAGAGAGACGCUGUUUCAGAUGCGUUCUUCGAGGAUCCCAACUCAUUGAAGAAGGUCCCUUGCCCUUCAAUUUUUGAUCCUGCUGAAAAGUACAUCUCAUUGAUUAUUCCUGCAUAUAAUGAGGAGCAUAGGCUUCCUGGAACUCUUGAUGAAACACUGAGUUAUCUACAACAACGUUCAGCAACAGAAAAGUCCUUUACUUAUGAGGUGUUGAUAGUUGAUGAUGGAAGUACUGAUCGUACAGCAAAAGUAGCAUUUGACUAUGUGAGGAAGUACAAGAUCGAUAAUGUGAGGGUUCUUCUACUUCGCAGAAACCAUGGAAAAGGAGAAGCUAUCAGAAAAGGAAUGCUCCACUCACGUGGUGAACUACUUUUAAUGCUCGAUGCUGAUGGGGCAACCAAGGUGACCGACCUAGAAAAGCUUGAAUCUCAGAUACAUGAAUUGGCUAGAAGUGUCAACAAAGUCAACUCAGUUGCUUCUACUACUACUAGUUCAAGUUCAAAUCUCUCAGACACUGAAAUUGCUGCAUGUGGUUCACGGGCUCAUUUGGAGAAGCAGGCUCUUGCUACAAGGAAAUGGUACCGGAACUUCCUAAUGAAGGGUUUCCAUCUAGUAGUUUUACUGACUGCAGGCCAUGGAAUUCGAGACACACAGUGCGGUUUUAAGAUGUUCACGAGGGCUGCUGCUCGGAAGUUGUUCACAAAUAUCAGAUUGAAGAGGUGGUGUUUCGACGUUGAGCUUGUGUACUUGUGCAAGAAACUCAGGAUCCCAAUGCUCGAGAUCUCGGUCAACUGGUCUGAGAUACCCGGGUCAAAAGUGCGCCUGACGAGCAUCGCGCACAUGCUAUUCGAGCUUAUUCUGAUUCGAGUCGGCUAUGGGCUUGGAAUAUGGAAAAUUCACACCUAACUUAGUGUUUGUUAGUCUUCAGCCAGAGAGAGAGUUAAAGCACUUAAGCGUCGGCACAAUUGGAAUCAUUUUUACAGAGCCAGUUCGUUACUUGCUAUUUCUUUAAACCAACAAUCCUUUUAUAUUUCCAAGAUUUUCUUCUUCUUUUUCGGUUGAAGAAGCUCAAUUUUUCUAAUUGCAUACCGGACUGAAAAGUUGUACUCUAUAGGAAUGUGCCAACUCAGGAUGAUGUUCUUGUUUAUCUCAUUGCAGAUUACCUACCA